Messenger RNA from Manihot esculenta (cassava), 2725 nucleotides. Its product is annotated as CDP-diacylglycerol--glycerol-3-phosphate 3-phosphatidyltransferase 2. The transcript has 7 exons. Gene Ontology annotation, molecular function: CDP-diacylglycerol-glycerol-3-phosphate 3-phosphatidyltransferase activity. Gene Ontology annotation, cellular component: chloroplast envelope; membrane. Gene Ontology annotation, biological process: glycerophospholipid biosynthetic process. Bases 52 to 1158 code for a protein of 368 amino acids. The record is from RefSeq and is a predicted model, not a curated record. NCBI's taxonomy places the organism in Eukaryota, Viridiplantae, Streptophyta, Magnoliopsida, Malpighiales, Euphorbiaceae.
AAAAUAAGAGACAAUCAAGUUUCACAGCAAUACCACCCGACCACUUCCAUCAUGGCAGUCCUGAAACUGACCAUGGCAUCUUCCUUUUGCUGCAAACCCUACAAAUGGGCCCGCACUGUCACUGCCACCUCCCCCUCUGCCUCCACCACCGCCUCCUCCGCCGCUACUGCCGCUCCCUUUAUUACACCUCACAUUUCUUCUCCGUCGCUAAAUUUAGCCCUAAACAGGAAUAGAAGCGAUUGGCGCAGGUUAACCCCCUGCCCGUCCUUUACCUCUAAUAGUACCUAUUAUAAUAGCAAUGGUAACAAUUUAUUAGGGUUUGCUUUUUGUGGCCAAAAGCGUUUUUCUCUAUUUUUUUGCAAUUCUAGCUCCUCCUCUAACGCUCCAAAAACUGGAGGCUUCUCUGGGUCCGAUUCGUCGUCUACCGAAUCGGGUCUAGUAGAUAUGGGAUCCGAGGACAAGGUUGACGAGAUUGAUUGGUACGAGAAUAACAAUUUAAGCAGUCGGAAUCAGCCGCCAUCGCCGUCUUUGCAAAAUCAUCAUAAACAACAAGACUCCUAUAAUAAAUUGCUUACGCUGCCUACCGUUUUAACCCUCGGUCGUGUCGCUGCUGUGCCGCUUCUCAUUAGCACUUUCUAUGUGGAUAGUUGUUGGGGGAGAACUGCUACAACAAGUAUUUUCAUUGCUGCAGCAGUUACUGAUUGGCUUGAUGGAUACCUAGCUCGAAAGAUGAGGUUAGGCUCUGCCUUUGGUGCAUUUUUGGAUCCAGUGGCUGAUAAACUUAUGGUUGCUGCCUCGUUGGUCUUAUUGUGUACUAGACCUCUGGAAGUCGCAUUCUUUGGACAAUUACCAUGGCUACUGACUGUACCAUCAAUAGCCAUAAUUGGUCGGGAGAUAACUAUGUCUGCAGUAAGAGAAUGGGCUGCUUCACAGAAUAGUGAACUCCUAGAGGCUGUUGCUGUUAAUAACUUGGGAAAGUGGAAAACUGCGAUACAGAUGAUUGCACUAACCAUCCUCCUGGCUACCAGAGACAGCAGUCUUGGAGGACCUGGGAUUUUGGUUCCUACUGGUGUUAUUUUGCUUUAUAUCUCAGCAGGUCUUUCUGUAUGGUCUUUAGCUGUGUACAUGAGUAAGAUAUGGAGAGUGUUGCUGAAGUAGUUGACUUGGCCCGCUUUGUGUAUUUGCUCUUUGCCAAGGUUUCUGGAUAUGUUAUGAAAGGGGAGGUUAUUCUUUUAUUGAAGAACUCCCCAUGUUUAGAUUACUCUUUUUUAUUGAAAUUAGUGAUAUAGCUAUUAUGAUGGCUCUCGAAGGCUUACUGAUUUCUGAAAAUAUGUUCCCACGAUACUGAAGAAAUGUUAGUAUGUACAUGGCCAAACAAAAAGUCCUUUUCACUUUGUUGCUAAGAGCCACUGGUGUUGUUAAGAGGCAGAUUGGAGCUUCCUGUAUCAUUGAUGCAGUGGGUGGAUCUCGGUAGAUACACAUUAUGGGGUGAUUUAGUUGCUGAUGGAGCUGAAGGAAAAUUCCGAUUAAGUUUGAUGUGUAUACUAACGGAAUAUGCAACAUCAAGUAUUUAUGAGAGUUUUUUUUUUUGGGCAGAUUUUUAGGAGCUUGUGCUCGAUAUAUUCUCCAUACUGUAUAGAAUCUUAGCAUAAGAUAUUUUUUUUGUUCUGCGGGAGAGGAUUAGGAUUUGAAUCUCGACUUUCAAUAUUAUGUGAGACGCUUGAUUAUCAGAUGAAUGAUUCCUUGGUGCAUCAACAAUUGCUUUGCAGGUGUAUCAAAUAUGAUCAUGCAGGAGAUGAUAAUGAUCUUAUUUGUGAGUUUUUCCGUUGCAAACCAAAAUUAAAUCACCAAAGAUAAAAUUAUCAGCAUUAUACUGUUUAUGGACUUGAGAAGUCUUCAAAUCUCCAUGCCUGUAACAAUUCAGAAUCCACAUUCUUCAUAGCAAGGCAAGGUUUGAAUCUGAACCUUCAGAUUUUUCACAUGGGGAUAGAUUGCUUUUCUCACAGGCCUCAGUGCGUCAGUAAGGAGUGUGGAGGUACGAUAUGAUCUAAGUUAAUUUGGCCAUAGCACUGUCAAGGAAUAAUCUGUUUAAUUGGUAAAUGGUGACGAAGAUAAAGCAAAUAGCAGAAUCUUCAGAUUGUUGAACUUAAGAGUUCAGGGAAAAAGUAAGAUUGGAAAUUGCUUCCUACACCAUCACAGGAUAUGCAAGACCUGUACUAGUUUAUAUGGGGCCCGUAUAAAGGCUUUUGUCAAGGCCUGUAAGAAGUUUGUGAAGCCUGUGAAUUGAAGAAUGUUGGGUUUGUGAAAGCAACUGCCGAGGCACUAGGAUGUAAGCCUUACCGGGGUGCUUGGGAUGCUACCAUAGACCUACAGAAAAAUGGUGCAGCAGAAACCAGGAUGAGCAGGAAGUUGGAUAUGGUUGUUCUAUAUGGCUGCAGGGUAAUAAAGGCUCACUAUGGAAUGUCCAUCCAAAUAGCCAACCACAUUGAUAACAGAGAAGUGUGAAUCAGUGCUUAUUGAUAUCAGAAUACACUGGCGUUGCAAACCUACAUGAUUCUAAAACAAAAAUAUAUCAAACAUGGGAUAAAUCUCGUCAAAUUAUAAUACUUCCCAGGAAGAAGAUAUGUAGAUGUAAAUGUAUAACUUCCUAACUGUAGUAGGAAAAUUCUGACUUCAAUUAUCAGAUUUCAUAGUUGGAGAGAGAGGCAGAGUUCAGAGAGGAGCC